This is a messenger RNA of Carassius auratus (goldfish), 3632 nucleotides long. Its product is annotated as protein-glutamine gamma-glutamyltransferase 2-like. The coding region runs from base 420 to 2498 and encodes 692 amino acids. Gene Ontology annotation, molecular function: protein-glutamine gamma-glutamyltransferase activity. Gene Ontology annotation, cellular component: mitochondrion. Gene Ontology annotation, biological process: peptide cross-linking. The record is from RefSeq and is a predicted model, not a curated record. Lineage: Eukaryota; Metazoa; Chordata; Actinopteri; Cypriniformes; Cyprinidae. The transcript has 13 exons.
GAGACCAAUUUUCCAGCAAUGACGUGUUUGCAGAGACUACGCUGGUUAUAGUAAAUCUUGAAGAUUUUUUCCACAGAGGCGGAGCUGCAAACACACAUACUGGACAGUACACACUUAGCACCUCUUAGACUGCUUGAGGACCUUGUAUGUGUGUGAUGUCUGAGGUCAUAAAGGAAACGGAGAGGAUGUGUGAGUCAGGGUGUGUCUUGUCCAGAAAGAAGGGCAGUCAAUGAUAGAGAUGGUGGGGCAUCAAUGGGCGUGGAUGGGUUUUCUUUAUAAAAUGGAUCCUAAAAGCAAAGGUAUUACAGGGAAGACUGCUGUCUUGGACUGAACUACGGAGAUUUACAGAAAACAUCAAGAAAAGGAUUGUACAAAAGCUCACCCGAUUACUUACAACAAGUGUCAAACUAAAUCCAUCAAUGGCCAGCCAUAAUGCCCUACUGAGUGGUAUAGAUCUGCAGUGCUAUGAGAAUAACCAUGCUCACCGCACUGAGGAAAUGGAUAUGGAGCGACUGCUGGUGCGUAGAGGUCAGCCAUUCUCCAUAGUACUGCAGUGUCCUGACCAAAUCCCACGGAUCCCGGACCACCAGCUCAACCUCAUACUUCACCUGGGUAAGAAUAAUGAGGUGGUCUUGAAGGUGUCAGAUUCAAAGCAGGAUCAUGGGAAAUGGUGGUUCAGUCAGCGUAAUGCUCAGGGUGAGGUGAUGCUGACUCUCCACAGCCCUGCUGAUGCUCCCGUGGGUCUGUACAGCAUGACUGUAGUUCUGCUCUCAGCUGAUGGGCAGAUCCUGGAGCAAACCAAGUCUCAGACCUUCUACCUGCUUUUCAAUCCUUGGUGCAAAAAUGACUCUGUGUACCUUCCCAGUGAGGAACUGUUGCAGGAGUACAUUUUAAAUGAAAAUGGGAUCUUGUACCAGGGCUCAUGGGAUGAUAUCACCACUGUGCCUUGGAACUUUGGACAGUUUGAAAAAGAUUUGGUGGAUAUUUGCUUUGAAGUGCUGGACAAUUCCCCCGCAGCCCUGAAAAAUUCAGAGAUGGACAUUGCUAACAGAGCAAGCCCUGUAUACGUUAGCAGGACUAUUACUGCCAUGGUGAAUGCUAAUGAUGAUCGCGGAGUGGUAUCUGGUCGCUGGGACGGAGAGUACAGUGAUGGGGUGGCACCCACACGGUGGACUGGCAGUGUGCCCAUCCUGAGACGCUGGAGUGAGGGUGGAGGACAGAGAGUGCGCUAUGGGCAGUGCUGGGUGUUCACAGGAGUGGCCUGCACAGUCCUCCGCUGUCUUGGCAUUCCAACCAGAUGCAUCACAAAUUACUCAUCUGCUCAUGACACUGAUUCCAGCAUUACUGUCGAUUACAUUCUCAAUGAUCAACUUGAAAGUGUGUAUGAAGGCAGGAAGGACUCCAUUUGGAAUUACCACUGUUGGGUUGAGUCCUGGAUGAAACGUGAUGACCUCCCAGAAGGUUACGAUGGAUGGCAGGUGCUAGACCCUACUCCUCUAGAAAGGAGUGAUGGAGUCUUCUGCUGUGGGCCUUGUCCAGUCUAUGCAGUCAAGGAGGGAGAAGUGGGGAUGAAGUACGACACCCCAUUUGUGUUUUCUGAGGUGAAUGCUGAUCUGAUUGUCUGGAUUGUUCAUCCAGAUGGAGAACGGAUUCAGGUGUCCCAAAACAGUAAAGUUAUUGGGCGGAACAUUAGCACUAAGAGUGUGUAUGGAGACUUCAGAGAGGACAUUACUGCUAACUACAAACAUCCUGAAGGAUCAAUGAAGGAGCGAGAGGUUUAUAAAAAGGCAGGCAGACAAGUGGGCCAAAAGAACGAAGGCCCAGGACAGCUCGAGCUUUUCAUCAAGCAUGCCCCAGCUAUCCACGGGACAGACUUUGAUGUGAUCAUAGAGGUGUAUAAUGCUGGUAGAGAGGACACAGUUGCACAGCUCACAGUCACAUCGAACGCAAUAACCUACAAUAGUAUCCACCGCGGAGAGUGCCAGAGAAAGACAACCUCUCUCACAGUGCAAGCGCACAAAGCUCAUAAAGAAGUAUUGCGACUUCAGUAUGACCAUUAUGGGGCCUGUGUGUCUGAACAUCACAUGAUAAGAGUCACAGCCCUCCUCCAACCCACUCAUCAAGACAAAAUCAUCCUACAAGAAAUCAACAUCCCUUUGAAAAUGCCAGCUCUUCAUAUCAAGAUUACUGGAAAAGCCAUUGUAUCAGGUAAACUGACAGCGAACAUCUCCUUCACCAAUCCCUUGCCUGUUAGUCUACAAGGAGGUGUGUUUACCGUGGAGGGAGCAGGACUAACAGAGGCGAAAGAAAUAAAAACACAUGGUAAGAUUGAACCUGGUCAGGCUGUGAAAGUUAAAUUCUCCUUCAAGCCCACCCGUGCUGGCCUGAGGAAACUGCUUGUCGACUUUGACUCAGACAGACUGAGAGAUGUAAAAGGAGAAGCCACUGUUAUUGUUCGGACAAAAAUGCAAAAUAGGAACGCUGUCCCAGAAAUCUAGACAAGCAUGUAAAUUCAGAGAGCUAUACAUUUAGUGUGUUGUAAAUGAUACAGUUAAUGCUAUAUACUUGACUUGAAGACAGCUGUUUUGCUUGUUACUUAUUUUGUUUGUGAUUUGUUUAUAUAAAGAGUAUGCAACAAUUCCUUUAUGAUUACAUUAUGACAUAUGUUUGCAUAUGUUUGGAUUUUAGGCAGAUUUGAAAGCUGUUUUUCCACAUGUAAAAUGCCCAGCCAUGUGAAUACACCAUAGCGUGCCUUUUAUUAUAUAAAUAUAAAAAAAGUUGUAUCUAUUAACAAUUUUGAAAUCAGUGUUUGAUGAUACUUUCAGUAUAAUGCUGUUGAUAUAAAUGUUUUGAUAAAAAUAUGCAUGCAAAUAUGACAGCAGAAUAUAUAUAUUUUUCUGUAUUUCUCCAUUUAGUUGUUUAUCAAUUCAUUUCCUAUAAACAGCAACAGGAAAUAAAAUGUCAGAGAACAUAUAUUUUAGGUUUAGCUAGAUAUAACGUAUGCUUGCAUACUUGACCUUGCAUUUGAACCUUUUAACAAAUGGAACUGGAAACUAGAAAGAAAGGUAACUUAUUAGAAAACAGGUAUAUAGAAAAGAAACCUUAACCAGCGAACAGGUGACAUUUAUUACAGGUGGUCCUACAUGAAAUGUAAACAGUAGUGCCAUUACUGUGAUGUGAAUGAUCAAAUUGCUUAAAACUCAUUAUCUAUUAUGCUUGUCCCUAAUGGAAUGUUGGGUAUAAACAAUAUAUUGAUCGCCACCAGCUGUGAGGGGGUGCUUAUUGUUACUUUGAUAAACAAAUACACAAAACCGAAAGUACUGUGUUUAACUUUGUUUCAGUUUUAUGGUAAAUUUUUGUCUUGCUUUUGUAAUAUGCAAAAUUCUAGCCUUCCAUCACACUGCAUCAUGAUAUUCUUCCACUUAAUCCAUUUGGACUAAUAAUAAUGAAGUUUUAGGUUAACACGCUUAAGUAUUUUCUUAAACAUGAAAACGAUUUCAUUAUUUACAGCAAUUGUGUUGCUUUGAUUCUGAAAGAAGAAAUGCUUAUUAACCAGGAAGGACAAAACAAAAUGAGAUUGUAAAUCACAUUUGUAAGAUCAAAUAAAAAUCAUAAAAAAUAUCACUGCACUG